Molecule: messenger RNA, 1894 nt
Organism: Rana temporaria (common frog)
Lineage: Eukaryota; Metazoa; Chordata; Amphibia; Anura; Ranidae
Gene: TMEM263
Product: transmembrane protein 263
Exons: 4
Coding region: 231-605 (124 amino acids)
Source: RefSeq, a predicted model, not a curated record
GGAAGGAUGCGUCAGGCGCCACGUCCUGCAGCAGCCGUAGAUUGAAGUGUGAGCCAGCAGAGCGGCGGAGGAAGAUCCGUCCACCGGAGCUGUGAUACGGCCAGUUAUUCGGGAGAGAGGCGGGAGCGGAGCCGCAUGCUUUGUUGGCAUCGAGCACUGCAUCAGAUGUCAGACUUGUGUGCUGCUUCUACCUCCUUCCAGUUUUGACUUUGCUGUACAGAGAAAUCCAAAUGGCUGAUACCAAGUCAAAUUCAGGCACCAUGAAUCAGACGCAGCAAUCAGAAGAAGAGGUUCCUGCUUAUCUACGGGAGGAGGCACCAGAGGAAACCGUCAAGGACCACCCUCAGCAACAACCUGGCAUGAUCUCUCGUGUAACAGGGGGCAUAUUCAGCAUCACCAAAGGAGCAGUUGGUGCCACCAUCGGUGGCGUGGCUUGGAUCGGAGGCAAAAGCUAUGAGGUGACCAAAACAGCCGUCACAUCGGUACCUAGUAUAGGAGUUGGCAUUGUGAAAGGCGGCGUGUCGGUGGUCACUGGUAGCGUGGCUGCCGUGGGAUCAGCGGUCUCCAAUAAAGUCUCCGGGAAAAAGAAGGACAAAUCUGACUGAGCCAAUCAUCUUAUUUCUAGAGGACUGUCCCAGCCGCAAUUUGGUGUCUACCGAAGAGUCAAGCCAACGCCACAUAAGACACUUGUUAUUGUAGCACCGGUGCGGUUAAUCGAGCAAGUGGAAGGGAGCGCAGCAGUCAUGUUGUAGUGAACACAGACUAUAACCCCGUUCACUGACACUGCGUUUCAAAUGUUACAUUUAUAUUACACCAAAUCAUGUUUGUUUCGUUCACAAAAAUGUUUUGAAUAUUUUUUUUUUUCUGGAAACAUUGACAUCCACAAAGCCAUUUGUUUAGAGGACUUUACAUUAAGAAAACAUUUUUUUCUUUUUCUUUUUUUUUCUUUUUUUUUUGUGUGUGUUUUUGCUUAUGUUAUGGAAAGCCACAGUACAUAGUUGUGUUCUAGUUAGCUGUUAGGAUUUUUUUUUUUUUGUUUCUGCUAGGCCGAUGGAGCAAUACCGUAAUGUAUCGAUCCAUUGAAAAUAUCCUACAUGGUUUACCAAGUUCAGUGCAAUUGUAUUGGUAGAUGGUGGAAUAGAAAAUUUGCUAUGGUAAAAAUAGAGGUGGAACUCUUAUAGGAGCCCUCUUUGUUUUAUGUCCAAGAAUUUCAAAACGCUGUUCUCCCUCAUAUGUUUGUUUCACAAUAUAUGUAAUAUUUUGUGCUAGAUCCGUGCCAGUGUUUUUACGUAUCUUUCCAUUAUUGGCUUGCAUCACAUCCACAGAUGAAGUCUUUCAAUGAGACCUGUCGGGACAAAUGCAUGAGCUCAGUCAGUGUCUCACUAAGCUAGGAUCAGAAUGACGGCCUUAGAAUUUGCACCUACAAAAAUGAAUCCUCAUUGGCAGCUUCCAUAUUUCUAUCCCGACAAGCUCUCCCUUCAAUCUGUAACUCUGGUUAAUUGUAAAACCUGUAUUAGACUGUUAUACGGGCCACUACUUACUAAAUCUGCUUAAAGUGUGUAUUGCCAACCCCGUCCCCUCUGCAGUGUUGGGCAAGGGGGACGGGGUGCACUAUCCAACAUUACAGCUAGCUUCACAGGGCAUCUACCAAGAUGGGGCAAAGUGUGUAAUGUAUUUUGUGGGAACUGAAUACUGUUCAGGUAAAAAAAUGUUGUCCCACUGGGGAUUUUUCCCUUCACUUCCUAUACUAGAGAUACAAGUGAGGAGGAAAGCUCUGUUUUAAAUGAGAAAUUCCCAUCUAAGACACUUGUCACCAGAACAUUUGAGCCCACUGGAAGGUUUACCUCUCUUGCUCUGGUGACAACUCAAAAAAGAAAAGUUUUCUUUCCCAUUA